AUGAGUUCUGCUGAUCAUGUGGUUGGAAUCUCGGGAGAGUCUGUCUGGUUACGGCCCCCCAGCAUACAGAUAAGGACAUACUCUGUUAUCUGGAAGAUGAAGCCAUACUCAAAUUCAAGCUGUUAUUUCAUAUACUCUUGGAAGAAUGUUUCCAGCCAGAGCGAUGUAGGGAAGAGUUUGAAUUGGACUUCAAAUCAUUUCAACAAUAGACUGAGCUUUAUAAGAGAAAACUUAACUCUUCUCAUCAUGGCAGUUCAGCAGCAGGACAGUGGCCUCUACCUCCUGGAGGUCACUGAAGACACUGGGAAGGUUUGGAGACAUCAGUUCCAGGUUUCUGUAUUUGAUCGUGUUGAGAAGCCCCAGCUGGUGGAGAGGUGGAAGGUCCUGGACAGGGGGAUGUGCCAAGUGACUCUGUCCUGCUCGGUCUCCAGAGGAGGUGAUGUGAGCUAUGCUUGGUAUAAAGGGACUGAGCUGAUUCAGACACCCAGGAACCUCACCAAACUGGAGGAGCAGAUUGAUGUCAGUGGUUUGCACACAUACACCUGCAAUGUCAGCAACCCUGUCAGCUGGGCAAACCACACCCUCCAACUCACACAGGGCUGUCUGAAUGCCUACUCGAAUUUCAUCUUUCUGUCCACUUUGGUGAGCAUCAUGAUUCUCCUAACGGCAUUGUUCCUGGGCGCCCUCACCUGCUUCUAUGUGCGGAGGUGGAAGAGGAAGCAGUCACAGACCAGACCAGAGGAAUUUCUGACGAUCUACGAAGAUGUCAACAACGUGCAAACCAGGAGAAAUCAAGAGCAGAAUUCCCCUGGAGAAGGGAGAAGCAUCUACUCCAUGAUCCAGUCCCAGUCUUCUGCUUCCACAUCACAAGAUAACGCAAAUACAUUGUAUUCAUUAGUACAGUCUUCCUGGAAGUCUGGAUCCAAGAAGACGAACCGCCACACUUCCGUCAAUAAAACUAUCUAUGAAGAGGUGGGAAAGAGAGCACCCAAAGCUGAGAACCCGGCUCGACUGAGCCGCAGGGAGCUGGAGAACUUCUGUGUGUAUUCCUAGUUGCCGCAGCUGUUCUCAUCUUCCUUACAGUCCAGCUUCUGUUGCAAUGGAUGACACCACAUGACUCUCUGCAGAGCAGUUCCUAGUCUGGAGAGGAUAUGAGAGUUUGUGCAUGGUCUAUAUUUUGUUUUGAAAAA
Molecule: messenger RNA, 1190 nt
Organism: Lagenorhynchus albirostris (white-beaked dolphin)
Lineage: Eukaryota; Metazoa; Chordata; Mammalia; Artiodactyla; Delphinidae
Gene: CD244
Product: CD244 molecule
Exons: 9
Coding region: 1-1053 (350 amino acids)
Biological process (GO): natural killer cell activation involved in immune response
Cellular component (GO): external side of plasma membrane
Molecular function (GO): MHC class I protein binding
Source: RefSeq, a predicted model, not a curated record